Molecule: messenger RNA, 5085 nt
Organism: Rotaria sp. Silwood1
Lineage: Eukaryota; Metazoa; Rotifera; Eurotatoria; Philodinida; Philodinidae
Source: the annotation of a GenBank genome assembly
AUGUCAAGAUCCGACACAAUUCGGCAAAAAUUAAUUGAAGCCGAAUAUGAACCUGUAAGUUCAUCACGUAAACUUACUUUAUUACUUCAACGUUCAGUUCGUUAUUCAUAUCGACAAAAAUGCUGUACAUGUUGUCCAACAAUACUUUGUGAACUUCUAUUUCCAAUUACUAUAAUAAUAUUAUUAAGUUUGAGUCGAUACGGAAUCAAUCGACUAGCAGAAAUGCAAAAAGAUAAUGGAACAUUACCUGGAACUUUCAGUAAACAUCCAUGUUCACAAGAUUUAAAUGCUCCACCAACUUCAUCAAACGAUAUAUUUACUAAUUGCUUUAAAUUUCCACCAAGUUAUAAUGCUAGCCGUUGGGAUACACAUAGCAAAAAAGAUAUAUCCAACAAAACAAAUAUAGUGUUUGAACCGGAUCGAACUGAUAUUAACGAACUUGUGGAACAUGCAGAAAUGCGUUUAACUGCAAUGAAAUGUGAUAAUGCAAAGGUUUGGAGUCAAAAUCCAAAUGAUGAAACUGAUAUGAAUUUAUUACAAAAUAAUACUGUCAAUACAGUGAUAGUGGAUUUUAGUUCAACAUCUAAUCUAAAAAAAGAACGAAAAAUUGCUUACAAUAUUAUUGUUCGAACACCGAAUGUUCUUUUAAAUAAUGAUCCUGUAGAUAGAUCAUUUAUAUCAUACAAACAUCCAGGUUAUAUUCCUGAUCGUUCGAAUUCAACAGAUAGCAAUGGUAAUAAAGGAUCAGAACUACCGGAAUUUACUGAUAUCAAAAUGUUUGUUGAUUCACUAAUUAUGGAAUAUCAAACAAAUCGACAAAUUCAAUUUGAACUUGAACGAAAUCUUUUAAGUUGUACAUCAUUUCGCAAUGAUUAUCUUUUUACAUCAGAAUCAAAUUUUAUCAACUCAAUUAUAUUAAUGAUUGAUGCUAUAUUUAUUAUUCCAUAUGUCAUUCUUUUAAUUAGUUUAAUUCGAGAGAAAAAUUCAAAAGCUAAAGAAAUUCUUAAAGUACUCGGUAUUGAACCGAUUCUUAAUAAUCUUGCACAAGCCAUUCGAACAAUGGUGAUUGUUUUACUUUUAACUCUACUUUUAACUAUCGCAUAUAAGUUAAAAUUGAAACCGGAUGCUUAUUUCAAUACAGUUAAUUUUGCUGCUCUUUUUUUUGGUAAUCUCAUAUAUGGUUUACAAUUAAUAUCAUUUUGUAUCAUGAAUGCACAAUUAUUUGAUACUAAUGUUCGUGCUAUUAUAUUUACAUUCAUAUUUUAUUUCAUAGCAUCUAAUAUAUAUACACUUACAAUUUCAUGGCCACCAAGUAUACAAUAUGUACUAAUGCUUUUUUGUCCUUAUAUUGCUGGACAUUCACUUUUUCAACAAACUGUAUUAUAUGAUUUAGCAAACAAAGAUGUAGCCAUAUUUCGAACUAUAUAUAGUUAUGUACCGAUGUAUUUUCCAACAUUGAUUAUUAUGCUUCUUAGUUGUGUUUUUUAUUGGAUAUUAUCAUGGUAUUUAGAAAAAGUCUUUCCAGGUGAAUAUGGUGUUCCACUUGAUUGGAAUUUCUUAUUCAAAAAAGAUUAUUGGCGUAGAGAAACUGGUAAAAUGACAAACUUUUUAUUCAAUAAUCGUAUAGCAAAAUUUUCAAAAUCUGAAACAUCAGUCGAAGCAACAAAUUCAAGUGGUGCACCUGUUAUUCAUGUUGAUCGUCUUGUUAAAAAAUUUAGUCCAGAUAAAAUAGCAGUCAAUGAAGUUUCAUUUGAUUUAUAUGAAAAUCAAAUAACAUCAUUACUUGGACCAAAUGGUUCUGGAAAAACCACUAUAUUUAAUUGUUUAAUUGGAAUAUAUAAACAAACAUCAGGUACAAUUACAAUGGCAAAUGAAGAUGGAAUUGAUUAUGAUACAAGAACGAAUAUGGAAAUGUUAAGAAAAUCAAUUGAUUAUUGUCCACAACAUGAUAUUCUUUUUGAUUUAUUAACAAUUGAAGAACAAUUACAAUUCUAUGCAUGUGCUAGGGGAUUUGGAAAAUAUAAACAACAAAUAUCAAAUGAAAUGAUUCAUUUAGUUAAUCUUGAAAAUUCAAAAGAUGUUUAUUGUAAUUCAUUAUCAGGUGGAAUGAAAAGACGUCUUUCAUUAGCUUGUGCUUUUGUUGGUGAUACUAAAAUUGUUUUACUUGAUGAACCAUCAAGUGGACUCGAUCCAUCAAAUCGUCGUUUAUUAUGGGAUUGGUUACGUACAAUGAAAGAAGGUAAAACUCUUCUAUUAACAACACAUUUUAUGGAAGAAAGUGAUGCUCUAUCGGAUCGAAUUAUAAUUAUUUCAAAUGGAAUUAUUAAAGCAGAUGGAACAUCAGCAAAAUUAAAAGAACAAUAUGGAUCCGGUUAUAAACUAAUUAUUAACAAACAAAUUAAUUAUAGUACAAAUGAAAUACAAAACGAAUUACAUCGUUAUUUACCUCAAUUAGUAAUUGAAACUGAUAUUCCAAAUGGUGAUGUUGUUUUCCGUACAAAUAAACAGCCAGACAAUCAAUUCGUUGGAGCAUUACGUCAACUUGAAGUAAUGAAACAAGAAAAUCGUAUAAAACAUUAUGGUGUACAAAAUAGUACAAUGGAUGAUGUAUUUUUGAAAAUUACGAAAGAAACAAAAGAUGAAAAUAAUUUGGGAACAACAUCAGUUAAUAUUGAACGCAUAGAUGAACAAUGCCGUUAUAUAUUCGCUGAAAGACAAUUUUUUCAAGGUUGGCGUUAUUAUUUAAGUCAACUUUAUGGUCUAAUUGUUAAAAUAUUACUUGUACGUUAUCGUCGUUGGGGUUUAAUGCUUAUUGUUAUAUUAUUACCAAUAGUUUAUAAUCUUUUAUCAAAUGUACUUUCUCGAAGUCAAAAUGCAACUGGUACCUUUAAAAUGGACGUCAAAUCACUUAAUCCACAAACAAUUCUGUAUAAAGCAGAUCCACUCAUGGAAAAUUAUUUUCAAGCAGCUAUUGGUUCUAAAUCAAAUAGCUUAGUUCUAGACAAAAGAUCAGAAAACAUUACUGAAAUGAAUAAAUAUGUAUGGCAAAAACGAAUGGAUCGUCCAUAUACAUAUACUGAUAUCUAUCUUGGUUUUCAAAUACCUACACCACAAGAAGAUACAUAUAAGAUACAAACCUUAUCAUCAAAUUUAAUAUCUGGUCAUGAAGUUGUUUCAGUUGCAACGAAUAUAUUUUUUAAAUAUGCAUUAAAUGAUACUAGUGCAUCAAUUGAGACGACAUUAAUUUAUAAAAAAACAGGAAAUUUGACAAUAGAACCAACAUUGAGCAGUUUAUUGAAUGUAUUAAGUAUAGGAUCAUGUUUUCUAAAGAUUAUACCAACUUCACUUAUAUUGGAUGUUCCAGCAUUCUAUUGGCUUUGUAAUUAUUUAUUCGAUAUUAUUAUAUCAAUUAUUUGGUUUUGUUAUUUACUUGCUAUGUACUGUAUAUUUGAUGUUGCUUUUAAUGGUUCUCCAAACAGUCGAACUAAAACAGCAAUUAUCAUACCAAUUGAAUUCGCUACUUCAUGGGAUUUACGAGUACAAUUUUAUCCAUUAACAAUAAUAAUUGCAUUACCAACAUUACCAUUUGCAUAUCUCAUAACAAAAAUAUUCAAAAGUGAUCUACUUUGUGGAUUAUCAGUAUUGUUUAUAUUAAUUGUUCUUCACUUGGUUAGCAUUAUUGUACCAAUAGUGAUGUCAAUUGUUAAUCAUACACUUGUUGAAAACGUGAUUUAUUGGUUAUUAAAUAUUAUUUCACCAACGAUAAAUGCGCAGGCUAUCGUAACAUACAUACUAGCACAAAAAAGUAAAUUUUGUCAAAUACUUAUUAAUAGUGAUGUUACAUUUUUUAAACCAAUUGGUAAUGAUACGAUUGGAUGGAAUUGGGUAGUUCUUAUUUUACAUAUUAUUAUUUUAUUAUUAAUCUUAAUUGCUAUGGAUAGUGGUUUCUUCAAAUUCCGAAUGAACUUUUCAUGUUUAACAAAUCCUUUACAUUUUGAUGAAAAUACUCUUGAUAGUGAUGUUCUAGCAGAACGUCGUCGAGUUUUAAAUUUAAAUUAUUCAACAACAGAUAAUAAUCUAUUGGAUGCAGAUAAUAACGAAGAACGACACGAUACUGAUCAUUUAACAGUUCAUGAUCUUGUUAAACGUUUUCCUGGUCGUAAUGUUUGUGCUGUCAAUCAUUUAACAUUUGGUGCCAAACGUGGUGAAGCAUUUGGUUUACUUGGUUAUAAUGGUGCAGGUAAAACAACCACAUUUCGUAUACUUGUUGGUGAUGAAUUAGCAACUGAAGGUACUGCGUAUAUUGAUGGGCAAAAUGUUAGUCGUCGUUUAAGAUCAAUACGUCGAUUAGGUUAUUGUUCACAAGAAAAUUGCAGUAUGAACUUUUUAACUGUUCAAGAUAGUUUAUACUUAUUAGCACGUAUACGUGGUGUAACUUUUUCACGAAUAAAUUCAGUUGUUCAAACAAUUAGUUCAUUAUUUUUACUUGAUCCAUAUCUUAAAAAUUAUAUUCAUCAAUUGAGUGGAGGAACGAAACGACGAUUACAUGCUGCACUUGCAUUAAUUGGACCACCAUUAGUAGCAAUUCUUGAUGAACCAACAACUGGUGUUGAUCCAAAUGCUCGACAACAAAUACAAGAAAUACUUAUUAAUGCUGUUAAAGCAAAAUUAACUAUUAUAUUAACAAGUCAUUCAAUGGAUGAAUGUGAACGUGUAUGUAAUCGUCUUGGUAUCAUGUUUAAUGGUCAAUUAGCUUGUUUGGGUACAAUCCAACAUUUGAAAUCAAAAUUUAGUCAAGGUUAUACAAUUGAUAUUAAAGUUCGUUCAACACAUAAUGAUACAAACAUGACAACUAUUCAAAAUGUUCAAUCAUUUUUAUUAUCACAAACUCAAUUGAAUGUUGAAACUAGAGAAAUAGCACAUUCAACAGGUUCAUUUCAAAUUAAACGAAGUACACCAGCAGAUCUAUUUGAAUUACUUGAACAACAUAAACAAAAUUUAAAUAUUGAAACAUAUACAAUAUCACAAACAACACUAGAACAAAUAUUUUUAUCAAUUGGUAAAAAAAUUGAUGCUGAUUUAUAA